UCUGAAAGGCAAAGAACGUGUUUUGUCCAAUGCAGCGGAACAGCAGUCUCGUUUCCAUUUGGCUUCAGCUCGAGCUCUGCGCAAUGGCUGUUCUUCUCACUAAAGGAGAAAUACGGUGUUACUGUGAUGCCCCCCACUGCGUGGCCACCGGCUACAUGUGCAAAUCGGAGCUGAAUGCCUGCUUCACCCGCACCUUAGACCCUCAAAGCACCAAGUCUCCUUUAUCUCACGGGUGUUUUGACCCUCUGUUGAACUCUGGAAAAACUUGCCAUCCAGAGUAUGAUACCAUUCAUGGAUCUGCCACACUUCAGUGUUGCCAUGAGGAUAUGUGCAAUUACAGAGGCCUGCAAGAUGUCACAUACAGAGGAAGUGAAAUUCAUGACAAACGACGACAUCAAAUCGAAGGCAGCCGUCACGUGAUUGCGCGACUACAGGAAAUCCCUUCCUCCAAGGAGGUAUGGUUCCGUGCUGCGGUCAUCGCCGUACCAAUUGGUGGUGGCCUCAUCUUGGUUCUCCUCAUCAUGCUUGCCCUGCGUAUGCUUCGCAGCGAAAACCGCAGACUGCGACAACAACGGCGAGAAAUGCUGUCUCGCCUUCAUUACAGCUUUCAUGGCCAACACCUCACCAAGGGUCAUGUGGCCAAACUGGACUUAGAGUGUAUGGUUCCAGUAGGAGGCCAUGAGAACUGCUGCCUGACCUGUGACAAGAUUCAGCAGUCCGAUCUUAGCAGCCAAAGACUUCUUUCAUUGGUCAGCUGGGGAAAGUACAGCGGCCGAAGCAAGCUGGAGUUUGUGUGA
This is a messenger RNA of Sinocyclocheilus anshuiensis, 797 nucleotides long. RefSeq names its product BMP and activin membrane-bound inhibitor homolog. The transcript has 3 exons. Gene Ontology annotation, biological process: positive regulation of canonical Wnt signaling pathway; transforming growth factor beta receptor signaling pathway; negative regulation of transforming growth factor beta receptor signaling pathway. Gene Ontology annotation, molecular function: frizzled binding. Bases 30 to 797 code for a protein of 255 amino acids. The record is from RefSeq and is a predicted model, not a curated record. Lineage: Eukaryota; Metazoa; Chordata; Actinopteri; Cypriniformes; Cyprinidae.